GCUACCCAUGGAGGUCCAUCUUACGCCCUCACCGUCUGGCUGCAUCCAGGUCCAUAUCGGUUCUGCACCAGAGGGUGCCAAUGUCGUAUUGACCUCUCGGCCAACGGCUUGUCAUAGGCGUCAUCGCUCGAUCACAACAUUCCCAGCCCGCAUGGUGGGGGGGGACAUGUGUUCCUGCUCCAGAGCUGACCAGCUCAUCUUUAAAGGCAUGCAACCUCGCAUGGCAGGCACGAUGAAGGUUGCAUACAAUUUGUACCUCCAGCCUUUCUGGCCACUGUUGAUUUUGCUGGUCUUGAACUCAUAGCGUUGAGCGCUGUCCUCCAUAUUGCUAUCGAACUCUUGAAAUCAUAAUCCUAGUCGUCAAACUGCCCCAUAUCUAAAUCUCAGUGCGCCGAAAUGGUAGCUUCAUUCCUCGCCCUUGUUGUUGCGCUGGUCUUCACAUCCUUCGUGGCUGGCCAGCAGUCCUAUACGCUUCAUGGUUCCGUAAUUCUUUCCAAUGGCGGAGAAUUCACGCCAGCUGUGGGGUUCCCUGGAUAUCAUCAACUCACGUCUGUGGGUGCUCAGCAGAUGUUCGAUUUGGGGUCCUAUUUCCGGAACCGAUACAUUUCUGCCAAUGACUUCGGUGGUCCUCGUGCACCUAUUCAGCACAUCUCGACCACCCGUAUUAACGAUGAUGACACCUACGUAAUGACUCUUGACAAUCCUCAAUAUCCGGCUGCUGCACAGGCUUUCAUGCAAGGGCUAUAUCCUCCUGCGAGCAUGAACGUUAACGGCAGCUCCUUCACGGAUCCGACUGCGAUUCUAGCUAAUGGAUCUUACUUUGAGGGGCCGCUCGGAGGUUACAAGUACCCUCUGAUCCGAACGGUUGCUUCAUUGGACCCCCAGAGCGUUUAUCUGGAUGGAUUGACGAACUGCAUGUCUUGGGCGAUGGAGGCUGGAAACUACCUCAACUCCCAGCCGGCAUCGAACUUGGAGUCGUCUAGCCACAUCAUGUACAGCAACAUUGCCCAGGCAUUCGACCAGCUGAUGCUUCGAAAGGGGAACUCCUUCAGCUACUACAACGCCCGGACGAUUUGGCAGUAUAUAUCCUACCAAUAUGUGCAUAAUUCGACCGUUAAAGCACUGUUCGACGCCGAACCCUUCACAGGCUACCUUGCCAACCUUCGCCAUUAUGCCUCUCUUCAGGAGUACUAUUACUCCGGCAACAUGUCUGUAGCGGGCGCAAACGGUCGGUCUCUCACAUCGAAUGAAUGGGUUCGACCUAUCGCUGGUCGGACAGUUGCCGCAAAAAUCCUUGGGUUGCUCAACAACACGAUUGCGUCGUCCGGAACCGAGACACUACUCAACCUCAUUGUCACCGAUGAAUCUGCCAUGGUAGCACUAUUCAGCCUCAUUAGUUUAACUUCGAGGAACCAGAACUUUAUCGGCCUCCCCGAACAGGGCUCGGCCGCGGUUUUCGAGCUUCUCAGCCUGGGCUCGUCUGACGAAUAUUUCCCUAAGUUGUCAGAUCUCUGGGUGCGGUUCUACUUCCUCAACGGCACCGAGGAGCAAACCAUGCAGAGCUACAGUAUCUUCUCAAACGGCCCAAGCCACCAGGAUAUGCGUUGGUCCGAAUUUGUCCAGCAGAUGGAAGCCAUCAUGAUAGGCUCCGUCAGUGACUGGUGCGAGAUCUGCGGUGACGCCAGCAUCUUUUGCCCAGCAUUCAGCCAAGGCAAUGGCUUGUUGCCAUCCUCUGGGAGCAGUUCUAGGAGCCACGGCGGUAUGUCGCUACCCGUUGCUGGAGUCAUCGGUGCUAUCGUCACACUCGUGGUAGUCGGCAUCCUGAUGGCCUUGGCCGGCCUAGCAGGUGGGAUCCGACUCCAUCGCCUCCGUCGUGGGAAGAACAGCGAGGUUGGUGGGUUUAGGGGGUCUCAGAAGCUCGCGAGCGAUCAGGACCUUGUCCUCCCAAAGGGGGGAGCGGGUGCUACCGUGGUGGGAGCGGCGGCUCCUGAGAAGGGCCACGAGCGAGUGGGUAGCUGGGAGAUGAAGAACGGCGAGUCAAAUAGGUUUGGCGAUAUGGGGAAGGAUAUCGGCGUCGACGGAACCGGCGCUACGUCACGGCCCAGCUUCGAUGCGGACGAUUUGGCAGUUAACCCGUUUGGGGAUCCUGUUAAGCCGGAUGAGAGAGUCUAACCUCAAUGUGGAAUCGGACCAAUGUUGAUGGCAGGAAUGAGGUCGAACGAAGUGAAUGAACUGGAUGGAUGGAUGGCGUUAUGGUACGGUAAUCGGGCAGUUCGCAAGUCGGAUUUUGUAUAUACCCAUUCUCUGAGUUCAGUUGAAUUUCAAUUCGUACUGCCUCAUCUGCCCUCCGGC
Messenger RNA from Eremomyces bilateralis CBS 781.70, 2352 nucleotides. Its product is annotated as phosphoglycerate mutase-like protein. Gene Ontology annotation, molecular function: phosphatase activity. The transcript has 2 exons. Bases 397 to 2172 code for a protein of 591 amino acids. The record is from RefSeq and is a predicted model, not a curated record. Lineage: Eukaryota; Fungi; Ascomycota; Dothideomycetes; Eremomycetales; Eremomycetaceae. Gene Ontology annotation, biological process: dephosphorylation.